AUGAGCACCCUCGCAGGCGAGUUUAAGAGCGCUUACACUGCUGGAUCCGGCGACGCUCUUGCAGCAGUUUUCACACCAAUCGGAACCCAACAAAAACCCUACCGUUUACAGUCCUUCUAUGAUUUCACAAAUGCAGCAUCCCUGCAGAAAGAUCUGUCCUUUGCGCUCUUCCACGGCAAGAGUCUGAAACUACCCCGAGCCGAACAAACCGCGUGGGUUGACAUCUUUGCCGCAUACUGGGAAGCAGUCGGGGAGGUGCUGAAGUGUGAGCAAGGCCGCCGUGGUGCGAGCCUUGUUGCAGUAUUCACCGCAUGGAAGAAGGUUGCCAAUGCGCUCAUUCGGGGCUAUUCUUCAUCGGCCGGUAUCCCCGCCUGGACUCUACCUUGCUUGUACACGGUGGGCAAGUACUUGCGCACCUUCGCGAUUAAAGCCGACAUCGAAGCAGCUUCACAGGGAGCUUCAAGUUUUGGUUUCCAAGAUGAUGUGGCUGCCGAUAUUGAGAAGAAUGCGCACCUGGAGGAGGCUGCUCGCAUCAUUAAUCGAAUGUUCACUCUGUGUCUCAGUGAUCGGGCACCGAUAGAGGAAUCGCGCAAGUGGGGGAUCUAUCAAACCACAAAUUUAAUUUUCAAAACUUACUUCAGGAUCAACUCGGUCGGCCUCACCAAGAACCUCCUUCGCGCAAUUAAUGCGCAGUCAGCCGAUUUGCCUCCGCUGGAAGCAUUCCCCAAGUCUCAUAUCGUCACUUUUGAAUACUACGUUGGAGUUAUCCAUUUCUUGGAUGAGAAUUAUGCAGAGGCCGAGAAACAUCUGGCAACGGCCUGGAGCAUGUGUCACCGAGGAGCGUCGAAGAAUCGAGAGUUGAUUUUGACGUACUUAAUCCCUUGUCAUUUGGUCACAACACAUACCCUUCCUAGCGCUCAACUCCUGGCUCCAUUUCCACGCCUGGAGAAGCUCUUCCGUCCUCUGUCAAACUGUAUUCGGAAAGGUGACUUGGUCGGAUUCGACAAAGCUAUGUCAGCCGGCGAAGAAGAGUUCGUCAAGAGACGCAUCUACUUGCCGCUGGAGCGAGGGCGUGAUAUUGCGAUGCGAAACCUGUUCCGAAAAGUUUUUAUUGCCGGAGGUUUCGAAGAGGCCAAAGAUGGUGAAGCUUCCAUUCGAAGAACCCGUGUCCCCGUGGUGGAGUUUGCUUCUGCCUUGAGAAUUGGUACCCACGCUACUAGCCGGACACGGAUUGAUAUCGACGAAGUGGAGUGCCUUUUAUCUAACCUUAUCUAUAAGGGACUGAUGAAAGGCUACAUUGCGCGUGAGCGAGGCAUAGUCGUUUUGAGCAAGAACAAUUCUGCUUUCCCAGGCACUGGCAUCUAA
Penicillium maclennaniae is the source of this 1365-nucleotide messenger RNA. RefSeq names its product protein csn12 (gene csn12). Lineage: Eukaryota; Fungi; Ascomycota; Eurotiomycetes; Eurotiales; Aspergillaceae. Bases 1 to 1365 code for a protein of 454 amino acids. Gene Ontology annotation, cellular component: transcription export complex 2. Gene Ontology annotation, molecular function: RNA binding; double-stranded DNA binding. The transcript is spliced from 6 exons. The record is from RefSeq and is a predicted model, not a curated record. Gene Ontology annotation, biological process: transcription elongation by RNA polymerase II; post-transcriptional tethering of RNA polymerase II gene DNA at nuclear periphery; poly(A)+ mRNA export from nucleus.